Molecule: messenger RNA, 2044 nt
Organism: Etheostoma cragini (Arkansas darter)
Lineage: Eukaryota; Metazoa; Chordata; Actinopteri; Perciformes; Percidae
Gene: nmt2
Product: N-myristoyltransferase 2
Exons: 12
Coding region: 140-1618 (492 amino acids)
Biological process (GO): N-terminal peptidyl-glycine N-myristoylation
Cellular component (GO): cytoplasm
Molecular function (GO): glycylpeptide N-tetradecanoyltransferase activity
Source: RefSeq, a predicted model, not a curated record
UAAAAGGAAGGAGUUUUCCCUCCAGUGGCCUCUAGGCGGUGUGAUUUCCUUCAGCACUUUCUUUGUUUUUCCCAUCUCUCGCCCGUUGCCAGUGAUCUCUAUCAUAUACGGUGGCUGACAAUUUUUUUUAAACAUUUUUAUGAUGGCGGAGGACAGUGAAUCCGCGGCCAGUCAGCAGAGUCUGGAACUAGACGACCAGGAUACCUGCGGGAUAGACGGAGAUAACGAAGAGGAGAAUGAGCAUAUGCAAGGGAGUCCAGGGGGCGAUUUGGGAGCCAAGAGGAAGAAGAAGAAGCAGAAGAGGAAGAAAGAGAAGCCAAGCUCGGGGGGCGCCAAGUCCGACUCUGCCUCUGACUCUCAGGAGAUAAAAAACCCUGGCUUGCCCAUUCAGAAGCUGCAGGACAUCCAAAGAGCCAUGGAGCUGUUGUCCUGCCAGGGUCCAGCGAAGAGCAUCGAUGAAGCAGCCAAGCACAAGUACCAGUUCUGGGACACCCAGCCUGUGCCGAAGCUAAAUGAGGUGGUGACCAGUCACGGACCGAUAGAAGCAGAUAAAGAAAACAUCAGACAGGAGCCAUAUUCCUUACCUCAAGGCUUUAUGUGGGACACUCUGGAUCUCAGCAAUGCAGACGUACUGAAGGAGUUGUACACAUUGUUAAAUGAAAACUAUGUGGAGGACGACGACAACAUGUUCAGAUUUGAUUAUUCACCUAACUUUCUCAAAUGGGCUCUGCGUCCACCCGGCUGGUUGCCACAGUGGCAUUGUGGCGUGAGAGUGUCCUCGAAUAAGAAGCUUGUUGGCUUCAUCAGUGCCAUCCCUGCAGAUAUACGCAUCUAUGACACACUGAAAAAGAUGGUUGAAAUCAACUUCCUCUGUGUCCAUAAGAAGCUGCGGUCAAAGCGGGUUGCUCCGGUGCUAAUAAGAGAGAUCACACGGAGAGUGAACAUAGAAGGAAUAUUUCAGGCAGUAUAUACAGCAGGAGUUGUACUGCCUAAACCUGUGUCCACAUGCAGGUACUGGCAUCGUUCUCUCAACCCCAGAAAGCUUGUGGAAGUUAAAUUCUCCCACCUGAGCAGAAACAUGACCCUGCAAAGAACCAUGAAACUCUACAGACUACCAGAUAGCACCAAGACCACAGGUCUGCGGCCGAUGGAGAGGCGUGACAUUCGCCAGGUCACAGAGCUGCUACAGAAAUUCCUGAGACGUUUUCAGCUUGCACCUUCUAUGGGAGAAGAGGAGGUGGCUCACUGGUUCUUCCCACAGGACAACAUCAUUGAUACAUUUGUCGUGGAGGGUGCCGGUGGCUUACUGACAGAUUUUGUUAGUUUCUACACUCUGCCCUCGACUGUGAUGCAUCACCCUCUCCAUAGGAGCCUGAAGGCAGCGUACUCUUUUUACAACGUUCAUACACAAACCCCACUGCUGGACUUAAUGAAUGAUGCACUGAUCCUGGCCAAGCUGAAAGGUUUUGAUGUGUUCAAUGCCUUGGAUCUAAUGGAGAAUAAGGUGUUCCUGGAGAAGCUCAAGUUUGGAAUAGGAGAUGGAAAUCUGCAGUAUUACCUCUACAACUGGAAAUGUCCCGCUAUGGACCCUGAUAAGGUUGGCCUUGUCCUUCAGUAGCAGGUCUCUUCACCGCUGCUACUCAAUUACUGAUCAAGAGGCCGUUGGCAACUUCUGCCUAUUCCUUACCUGGACAUACAGGUAGCCCAAGCUGGACAAUGAGAACUACAGUAGUAAAACCAACCUGGAGACUGGGAGACGAUUCAAGAACAUUCUCAGUUCACCUGGAGGGAAAAACUCUUACAUCAACAUCCUGAAUGUGAAGUCAUGCUAUGCCUGAGAUACUCAAACAGUACAACGCUCCUGCCAUGCACACUCACAUUUAAAACAUACUAGUUUGACAUAUAAGAGGAUGCCUUGACAUUGUCAAUUUUGUUUAGUUCUUCGUCCUCAGCAGACAUGCUGUUACAAGGGACUGGCAUGUCAUUAAUUUCCCUGACAUUGAACUACAUAGAUAAUAAUCAACCAGUAAACAUGACCACAAUA